UUUAGACGUGAUGACAUCAUCGGUAGAACCUCCCAGUCAGCUGUGCCAUUAUUGCUUGUCCAGCCAACGAGAAAAUAAAAGGCUUUUUUAGGAGGGUUUCAUUAUGGAUAAAAACACUACGCGAUACAAUAUACAGCUAUAUAUUUAUGAUCUAUCGAGAGGGAUGGCCCGCAGCCUCAGUCCGAUCAUGUUAGGAAAGCAACUGGAUGGUAUCUGGCACACAGCUAUAGUGGCAUACGGUGAUGAGUUCUUCUUCGGAGGGGAGGGGAUCUCCAGCUGUUCACCGGGUGGGACAAUGCUGGGCCCUCCAGACACUGUGGUGGAGCUGGGCGAGACUGAAGUGUCUGAAGAGAUCUUCAUGGAUUACCUCUCCUCCUUGGGUGAAAGCACAUACAGAGGUGACAGGUAUCGUCUGUUUGAGCACAACUGCAACACCUUCACCAAUGAGGUGGCUCAGUUCCUGACGGGCAGGUCCAUCCCCUCCUACAUCACCGACCUUCCAUCUGAAGUCCUCUCCACACCAUUUGGCCAGAUACUACGGCCCAUCCUGGACUCAAUCCACAUCGCUCCUCCAGGAGGAAACGUCAUCAACGGGGGAAGAAACGUCUAACCUGAGAGAGAGCAGCAGAGUCAGUCAGGGUGUUCGCAAGGUCACUUCCAUUGUAGUCAGUCAGUGAAAAGUUUCAAAUUAAUCGUCGUUCUGUCUUGCUUUCUGUAAAUAAGUUAUACACUAGCACUGAAGCUGAUGGUUUUUGUAAGCUAUAACUGAUUGCUGACCAGUUAAUCCUUAAAUGACAUGAUUUAAAUAUAUUUAUAAUUAUGAUAUGAUUUUAAAAUGUAGUUGGUUUGAGGGCAUCAGUUUCAAAGUACAAAAAGCAGAUGGGUCUACCAGCAAAGCCAGAUAUCAAAACUCUGUUUCCUGCACUAUAAGCUGACUUUGAUGAAUGUUUCCCUCUUAGAAAUACAUCAGAUAUCCAGAUAAACUUUAUUCAAAUUCUAUUUAGAUUUGGGCCACUGCAACUUAAUUUAUCUUAACUUAAUUUGUACAUUUACUCCACAGCAUAGAUUUAUUGCACUUCUUACUCCACUACAUUUAUCUAAUAGCUGUAAUUAAACCAUAUACAACAUUAAAAUACCUCUUGCACGUCAGUGCAUCCAGCUUAUUCAGUACUCUAACUUUUGUACUCAGGUACAAAAUGCUCCUUUACUUUGAUUUAAGUUGAACCUUGUAGUUUCUCAUUUCCAUUUUGAGAUUAUAAAUUGGUUUAAGAUUUUAAUUCUUCAGUUUAGUUGGUUCUUUUUUAAAUUUUUUUUUAACCAUAUCAGAUUUCACACAUGGUUUCUGCAGUAAGAGUCAUCUGCUGCUGACUACAAUGAAUUUAAUCUGAGUGUACACCUUUUGCAUAGAUAUGUUUAAUAUAUUAAAUUCAAUGGAUGCUGGUUCAUGGAAAAUGAGAUGAUUGAAUCCUGAACAGUCUUUUAAUGUCAAUCAUAUUUACAUUUUUUUUGCACUUUUAUGAUUUGUUUUACUUUUUUUAUUAUUAUUAUUUUGUUGCCUGUAGUUAUUUUCCUAUCAGUAAUCCUUUUAUGCCUAUAAUCUUUGUGUUGAACUUUACAAUUUACAACCUUAACUGAACCUUACAUUAUCAUUCCAUUUAUCACAUCACGUGUGAUGUGACAUACAGCAGGUGAUUGAUGCGAGUGUAUGUUUCUAUAGCUAGGGGUGUCACGAUAAAAAUGAAAUAUUGAUAUGUUAAUAAUACACAUGUGAUAAUAAUCUAGUGUCUCUUUAAUCAUUUCUUGCUUAGUCAGAUGUACGCUUUUGUACAGUUAUGGUUACAGACUCUGUCUCCACCUUCUUGCACUCGUAUUUUGAGUGUCUAAUUCAUUUGCCAAAAAAGAGACAAUAUACACAAUAAAAGUUGAAUGACAUUUUUAAAAAUUCUCUAUAGAUAUUGUGAUAAUAACGUUAUCUUGAGCUCUUUCUGCCAUGAUAAUUGUAUGAUUCCGUGACAGCCCUAUCUAUAGCAGGACUGGGCUCAGUUCAUUGUAAAUUCAGUUACUCCUACGUAUAUGAAGUAAACCCUCCAUGACAUUUGUUAAUGGUAGAGUUGAUUACAAAAGUGUACGUCACAAGAAACAGUUCCAAAGUGCUAUAAAAUCAUUUUCCAGACAAUCCUGGUCCUUUUAUAAAAAAGAUUUUUGACAACCGAAACUGUUUUCAUAUACAGAAAGAAACUAAAUUGUAGGAUUUUUGGUACUAAAUCUACCUGCUGAUAUAAAAGUGAACUGCUCCACAGCCCUGUUAUAUGACAUAAAUUAUGCCUCUUGGUCUGUGUACCAGCUCCACAGGAAGAGGCUAAA
Messenger RNA from Larimichthys crocea (large yellow croaker), 2364 nucleotides. It is a transcript of the gene desi1a, whose product is annotated as desumoylating isopeptidase 1a. Gene Ontology annotation, molecular function: peptidase activity. NCBI's taxonomy places the organism in Eukaryota, Metazoa, Chordata, Actinopteri, Sciaenidae. The transcript has 6 exons. The record is from RefSeq and is a predicted model, not a curated record. Bases 104 to 610 code for a protein of 168 amino acids. Gene Ontology annotation, biological process: protein modification by small protein removal.